Pterocles gutturalis (yellow-throated sandgrouse) is the source of this 1020-nucleotide messenger RNA. It is a transcript of the gene P2RY12, whose product is annotated as purinergic receptor P2Y, G-protein coupled, 12. The transcript has a single exon. Bases 1 to 1020 code for a protein of 339 amino acids. Lineage: Eukaryota; Metazoa; Chordata; Aves; Pterocliformes; Pteroclidae. Gene Ontology annotation, cellular component: membrane. The record is from RefSeq and is a predicted model, not a curated record. Gene Ontology annotation, molecular function: G protein-coupled purinergic nucleotide receptor activity. Gene Ontology annotation, biological process: blood coagulation; G protein-coupled receptor signaling pathway.
AUGAAAGCCACAACCAACUUCAGCUACUCCAGAAACGACAGCAACUGCACCAGCGAUAACAGGAUCAGCCAAGUUAUUUUUCCUGUGCUUUAUACAAUCCUGUUCCUGGUGGGUAUCACCAUGAAUGGCCUGGCAAUGUGGGUCUUUUUUAAAAUAUCCAGUAAAUCCAAUUUCAUAAUCUUCCUCAAAAACACCGUCAUUUCUGACUUCCUCAUGAUCUUGACUUUUCCAUUUAAAAUCCUCAGCGAUGCAAAGUUGGCACCAUGGGUACUGAGAGGAUUCGUGUGCCAGGUCACCCAGGUCGUGUUUUACUUCACCAUGUACAUCAGCAUCCUGUUUCUUGGCCUAAUAACUAUCGAUCGCUAUCAGAAAGCCACUUCGCCGUUCAGAACACCAACGUCAAGGAGCCUUUUCGGUGCCAAGAUCGUGUCCACAGCAAUCUGGGUAUCAAUGUUUGCUCUUUCAUUACCCAAUAUGAUUCUAACAAACAAGAAGCAAACGCCCAAGAACGUCAAGAAGUGUGCUCUCCUGAAAUCCGAGUUUGGCUUAGUCUGGCACGAAAUCGUAAACUACAUUUGCCAACUUAUUUUCUGGGUUAACUUAGCCAUCAUAGUUGUAUGCUACAUACUCAUAAGUAAAGAACUGUACAAAUCCUAUAAAAGGACAAGACGCACAGGAAAAGCAUCCAAAAAGACUGUAAACCUGAAGGUUUUCAUCAUUAUCGCAGUGUUCUUUAUUUGUUUCGUGCCGUUCCACUUUACCAGAAUCCCCUACACACUGAGCCAAACGAGAGACGUUUUCCAGUGCUCUGCUCAGAACACCCUGUUCUACCUGAAGGAGAGCACGCUGUGGCUGACGUCGCUGAACGCCUGCCUGGAUCCAUUCAUAUACUUUUUCCUUUGCAAAUCAUUUAGGAAGUCCUUGCUCGACACGCUGCGCAGGCACACAGCGUCGUCAGCACUCGGAGCACGGAUGAAGGAGCAGAACGAAGGAGACGACACAGAUGAGACGCCGCUCUAG